AAUUUUCCUCCCUGCCGCGCUGCAGACAAACGUUGACAUCUUGACAACAACACAUUGCAGCUUCGCUGCGAGAGACGCAUCAAACAUGCGCUGAGCGUUGUAAAGUCAGCACCGCCUCAUCUGCCAGGUGGCUUCAUAUGCGUAGCAUCUUGUGGUCGAUACUACUGGUAAGCUCCCCUCUGCCUUCACAUCGGCCUCCCCCAAAACGUCACUUGUCACCCUGAUGAUACACUCCUUUAUUUUACUUUUUCUGGUACCUCUUAUAUCAUCGGGCCUUCGGGCCCGAAAUGUAUUAAACGGACUUCUGAUCUCACAAGUUCAUCCUUCUCCAACUUGGCACUCGAACUUCUCAAUGAUGGGGCACACCGCUAAUCAUCAUACAAUAAUAGGACUCCAUCCCAGCCCUCUUCGACUCCAUGUCUGUCCCAUACUAGUUUUCUCAGCCAACCCAGUGUUAUGAUGCUCGUGAUUGCCUGACUUGUCGCGUUCCCUUCACGGCGUAGUGAAUCGUACUGGAGUCUUGUGCUCAAUUGCUCAGCUCACAUAUCCUUUGGUCUCAUUAUAAUCACGAUGCGCCAGGCAGGACCUAGGAACGCUCACUCUGCAUA
This is a messenger RNA of Microdochium trichocladiopsis, 608 nucleotides long. RefSeq lists its product as uncharacterized. Bases 224 to 460 code for a protein of 78 amino acids. Lineage: Eukaryota; Fungi; Ascomycota; Sordariomycetes; Xylariales; Microdochiaceae. The transcript has a single exon. The record is from RefSeq and is a predicted model, not a curated record.